Molecule: messenger RNA, 2017 nt
Organism: Linum tenue
Lineage: Eukaryota; Viridiplantae; Streptophyta; Magnoliopsida; Malpighiales; Linaceae
Source: the annotation of a GenBank genome assembly
AGGAGAUAGACGGUGGAGACGGAGGGAGAGGAAAAAAGAGUUGUGACCGGCAUCUCUCUUCCUUCGUCUUACACUCCCGCCGUUAUCAGUCGCUUAGCCGGAGGCAGCCAUCAGCCGAUAUAUUGAUUUGAGGAGCUAAAAAGGGAGGAAGCAAAUAGGGUUUUAGGCUUUAGCUGAUCGACGAAAGGAGGAAUAGAGAGAAUACGAGGUCAAACAGCAAAGACAGGGGAGUAGAAGCUCUUAGGGGUUUGCUCACACGUCUUUCUCAAUCCGCGUUUCUCAAUUUUCGGGUAUUGAUUUCUGACAUCUUUCUCGUCCUUUGUUUUCAGCGAGAGUUCAACUCUUAUAUGAUCCGUCAUGUGGUUAAAGUAGGUGAAAAAUGGAUCUCUUUCAGUUUUUAGCUGGCAUUCCUUCGUUCAAGCGCACUUUCAGUGUCGUUUGAACUAAUAAUUGUUUAGAAUGUUGUCAUACAAUUUUCAAUGCUAGAAACCUUUCUAACUGAUUUGUGGGUUUGAACUGAAUUUGCUAUUGAAUGUAGUUUGAUAAAGGGCUGAUCACUUGGUAGCUUGCUUGGCUACACUUUUGCUGCUAAAUGUGUUUGAGAUUGAGUAUAUGACAGUUCUUCCUUAAUGCACAGAAGAUUUGGCAAACCAUGAUUUGUUGGUUUGACUUUGUUUGUGGCAUCUAAUCCAUCCUUUCCUUGUCCAGUUUUUCUUUAUGUUGUUUGCUUGAAAUUUUCAGAUUAGUGUAUUAGUUGUGCAGAUACAAUUCCAAUAGUUACUAGCUAAGCAUACUUGAACGCUGUUGGGACAUUCUUUGUAGUUUACUAGUUUGACUUUCAGGUUCCUGUGGUGACUCAACUUAAGGUUCUUGCAAGUUGAUCAGCUGAUGGAGUUUGGGGUUGAUGAUGAUGAUGUCAAUGGAGAUAUAGAAGGAAAUAUUGAACUGGAUGAUGAUGGCCACGUAGGUGAUCAAAGUGAAAUUGAUGUUAACAACAUUAUAAAUGGGGGAUUUCAGCAGGACCUGUGCAAGAAAUUGGAUCCAGAGUCCCCUGAAAUAGACGAGCUCCAAGAUGGAUUUGCAGUUUCAGAUGCAGAUACUUCGGAUGAGCCAUAUGUGGGACAGGAAUUUGACUCUGAAGCAGCUGCGCAUGCAUUUUAUAAUUCUUAUGCAACAAGAGUGGGAUUCAUAAUCCGAGUGAGCAAGCUGUCUCGCUCUAGGCGGGAUGGUUCUGCCAUUGGUCGGGCGCUUGUUUGUAAUAAAGAGGGUUUUAGAAUGCCAGACAAGCGAGAAAAGAUUGUUAGACAGAGAGUGGAGACUAGGGUUGGUUGCAGGGCGAUGAUUUUGGUGAGGAGAGUAAGUUCUGGAAAGUGGAUGGUCACAAAAUUUGUGAAGGAGCAUACUCAUCCAUUGACUCCUGGAAGGAGCCGAAGAGAUUGCAUUUACGAUCAGUAUCCGAGGUCGAUUCUGAUGCCACGAGGGCGGUUUCAGAGUAGGCCAUCCCAAAUUAGGGCCUUGAGUAUCAGAUUAAGAAGGAAUGAACAUGAUAAAAUCAGGGAACUGUCUCAACAGUUGGCCACAGAGAAGAAAAGAGCCGCGACCUACAAAAGACAUCUGGAACUGAUUUUCGAACAGAUCGAAGAGCACAAUGAGUCUCUAUCGAACAAGAUCCGGCAUAUAGUAGACAGUGUGAGGGGGGUGGAGGGUGAGGGUCAGCAGUAGUAGGCUCUAUUUUUAUUACUAGUAACAAAUUUUCUGCUCUUUUUUCUUCUCUUUUUUUUGGCCCGGUAUUUUGUGUUUGCCAAGGGCAAAAUGGAUGGAACUGGUAAAGAUAGUAGAGAGGGUGCUAUGGAGAUAGUGUCAUAUUAGUGUUUCAUGUAUAGUUUGCUUUUUCGGUAGGGUCCUUAUUGAUUUGGCUAAUCUCUUUAAUAAGCAGUAAAUGGGUGGGUAGGAGAAAACAAAUGUAGUGUGUACAUUUUUGUUAUAAACUUAUAAUCCAUCCAGCUCUUCUGGUCCU